CUCCUCCUCCUCCUCCUCUUCAUCCGCCUCCUCCUCACGCUCCGUCUCUCUCCUUCAGUCCGCUCAGCAUGUAGUUUCUCCGGGCUCUUGUUUCAUUCAUGAGGAUACCUAAGGAGCAGACAGAAGGAGGAGAGAAGAGACUCAUGUGAGGGAGAACCGGCCCCGUCCUCGGCUUCCUCCUCCAGUGUUUGUGCGCGGAUCGCGGAGAGAUGGGAGCGGUGCGCCGGGAGAGGAGCGCUCUGCCGCGGCUCUGCCUCCUGCUCCACCUCCUGCUGGGCUCCACAUCAGCGGCCUGGGACCUGGUUCUCCUGCACACCAACGACGUACACGCACGGGUGGAGGAGACCAGCAAACACUCGGGUAAAUGCAGCAGCAGCAGCCGGGGCGGCUGCUUCGCCGGAGUUGCGCGCAGAGCCACGAUGGUGGAGCGGAUCCGCGCCUCCGAGCGCAACGUGCUGCUGCUGGACGCCGGAGACCAGUUCCAGGGGACCGUGUGGUUCAACUACUACAGAGGAGCCGAGGCUGCGCAUUUCAUGAACAAACUGCGCUACGAUGCCAUGGCUUUUGGAAAUCAUGAGUUCGACAACGGAGUGGACGGACUCAUGAAACCCUUCAUGCAGGAGAUCAAGUGUCCGGUUCUCAGCGCCAACAUCAAACCAGAUCAAACUCUGGCCUCGACGUUCGGCAAAUCGUACUUACCUUAUAAGAUACUGACUGUUGGCGGCGAGAGGGUCGGCGUGGUGGGAUACACCUCGCAGGAAACUCCUGAUCUGUCCAACUCUGGACCUCACCUGGACUUUGAGGACGAGGUGAGCUCGCUGCAGCUUCAGGUGGACAAACUGCAGACGCUGGGCGUCAACAAGAUCAUCGCUCUGGGUCACUCCGGCUUCACCGUGGAUCGGCAGAUCGCCAAGAUGGUCCGUGGAGUUGAUGUUGUCAUCGGUGGACACACCAACACUUUCCUCUACACAGGCACACCUCCGUCCUCUGAAGUACCAGCCGGUCCGUAUCCGUUCAUGGUCCGUUCUCUGGAUGGGCGUCAGGUUCCCGUCGUGCAGGCCUACGCCUUUGGAAAAUACCUGGGUUAUCUGAAGGUCACCUUUGAUGACGCCGGGAAUGUGAUGAGGUCUACUGGAAACCCCAUCCUGCUGGACAGCAGCAUCCCACAGGAUCCAACCUUUCUUGCCGAUGUGGAGGAGUGGAAAAAGAACUUGGCAAACUACUCGGCUCAGGUUGUGGGAGAGACUCUGGUCUUCCUGAACGGGACGGCUGAAGAGUGUCGAUUUCGGGAAUGCAACCUGGGAAACCUGAUCUGUGACGCCAUGGUCAACAACAACAUCAGAUUCUCAGACGAGGAGGAGGAGUGGAACCACGUCGGCGCCGCCAUCUACAACGGAGGAGGAGUCCGCACGUCUAUCGACGAGCACACCAGAAACGGUUCGAUCACCAUGGAGGACCUGCUUUCCGUCCUACCUUUCGGAGGAACCUUUGACCUGGCACAGAUGAAGGGCUCCACGCUGAGGAAAGCCUUCGAACACUCGGUGAAACGAUACGGCCAAAGCACCGGAGAGUUCCUCCAAGUGUCAGGACUCCACGUAGAGUACGACCUCUCCAGACCUCCGGGCCGUCGCGUGAAGAGCCUCAGCAUCCUCUGCACGAAAUGUCGAGUUCCUCAGUACGAACCCGUCGAGGACGAGGCGGUCUACACGGUGGUGCUGCCGUCCUACAUCAUGACGGGUGGAGACGGAUUCUCCAUGCUCAAAAACGAGACGCUCAAACACAACAGUGGUGAUUUAGACAUUUCAGUCGUGUCCAAGUACAUCACGCAAAGGCAGAAGAUUUAUACGUCUGUUGAAGGACGCAUCAAGAUCUACAACUCAGCCUGUGGACAAACUGCUUCGCUGGUUUUACUGGUUUCACUGGGACUUCUGUGGACUCUGUGUGGGAGCAUGUAAGGCCGAUGGAAACCAGGCGACAUGUGAACUUGAAGAAAUGACUGAAAAUAUGAUCUGACUUUUUAAUUUUUCUACUUUUAAAGACGCUCUGUGGUUUAGUUUCCGACUUUUAAAAGAAUUUUGGUGUAAAAACUGACAAUAAAUAAAUCUCUUAGUGACAAAACUAAA
Larimichthys crocea (large yellow croaker) is the source of this 2123-nucleotide messenger RNA. It is a transcript of the gene nt5e, whose product is annotated as 5'-nucleotidase, ecto (CD73). The transcript has 9 exons. Bases 210 to 1955 code for a protein of 581 amino acids. The record is from RefSeq and is a predicted model, not a curated record. Gene Ontology annotation, cellular component: plasma membrane. Gene Ontology annotation, molecular function: metal ion binding; nucleotide binding; 5'-nucleotidase activity. Lineage: Eukaryota; Metazoa; Chordata; Actinopteri; Sciaenidae. Gene Ontology annotation, biological process: AMP catabolic process.